CGUUUGUGCAAUCGCCGCAGUUAACCCGCUAUUGAUUUAGAUUUCUGGGAAAACAAACAGAGCGCUUUUAAAUCCAGCGCAAACUGAACGCUGGUCCCUUUUCUUUCUGCCAGCGCUCAGGAGUCAAAAUGAGGGUCGGAGUCCGCUGCUGUCCUCUAAUCCUCUGCUUGGCCCUGGUCUCGGUGUUCGGGCUGGGUGAAGACCUCGACCGGCCUCUGUUCGGGCCUCCCGGCUCUCCUAUCCGGCUUCAUGAGUCCGACCCGGACCUGAAGAAGGUUCUGGUUUUCGCGGAGGAGCGAUACAACCGGGGCUCCAACGCUAUGCACGUCCGCCGCGUCAGCCGGUUCGUCUCUGCCACUAAACAGCUGGUGAAGGGAAUCCGCUACACCUUAACACUGGAACUGAGCAACACCCAGUGUAAGAAAGCUGCCAUGCUCAGGACCUGUGACUUCUAUCCUGAGCCUCAGAAACUUAAGACUGAAGUGUGUGUGUUUGAAGUGUGGGACAUUCCCUGGCAGGCCACCACCACCCUCCUCAAACAGAAGUGCCAGCCUAAAGUUGGUCCAGCCUCAGAACAGCCCAACAAGGCGGAGGCUCACUCCACCGUCCAGCCCUCAGAGGAAUCCGUGGAGCUGCUGGGCCAGUUUAAAGAGUUCAUAGUUAAAUACAAUAAGGUCUACAGCAGCCAGGAAGAGGCUGACAGGCGUCUACGGAUCUUUCACGAGAACCUGAAAACGGCCGAGAAGCUCCAGACUUUGGAUCAAGGUUCAGCUGAGUACGGCGUUACCAAGUUCAGCGACCUAACUGAGGAGGAGUUUCGUUCCACGUACCUGAACCCGCUUCUCAGUCAGUGGACUCUUCAUCGUCCAAUGAAACCCGCCCCCACUGCCAAAGGCCCCGCCCCUGACAGCUGGGACUGGAGGGAUCAUGGAGCCGUUAGCCCUGUGAAGAACCAGGGCAUGUGUGGAUCUUGCUGGGCGUUUUCUGUCACAGGAAACAUCGAGGGCCAGUGGUUCCUGAAAAAUGGGACUUUGCUGUCACUUUCAGAGCAGGAGCUGGUUGACUGUGAUGGACUGGACCAGGCAUGCAGAGGUGGACUGCCGUCUAACGCUUAUGAAGCUAUUGAAAAGCUGGGCGGCCUGGAGACAGAGACAGAUUACUCCUACAAAGGACACAAGCAGACGUGUGAUUUCACUGACAGGAAGGUGGCUGCCUACAUCAACAGCUCGCUGGAGAUUUCCAAAGACGAAAAAGAAAUUGCUGCUUGGUUGGCAGAGAAAGGACCAAUCUCUGUCGCUCUGAAUGCCUUUGCAAUGCAGUUCUAUAGAAAGGGUGUUAGUCACCCAAUGAAGAUCUUCUGCAAUCCGUGGAUGAUCGACCACGCUGUGCUGAUGGUGGGAUAUGGCGAACGAAGUGGCAUCCCAUUCUGGGCCAUCAAAAACAGCUGGGGGGAGGACUAUGGAGAGGAGGGUUACUACUACCUUUACAGGGGGUCCAAUGCAUGUGGAAUCAACAAGAUGUGCUCUUCAGCUGUUGUCAACUAAUCUUCAUGCUACAUGUACUGUAUCUGGUACAACUAUGUCAGCUCACAAAACGCACAGGAACAAACUGCAUGAGGAUCCAAGUGAAGACACUUCCAAGUUCUAACAAUGUUCCGUUAAACCAUUUGCUGUAUUCUACCGUCAUUCCUCCCACCUCACGCCAAUCUACUCUGUCUGACCAGCUCUACUGACGUUAGCUUUGAUGUUACUGUGAAACUUUGCUGUAAUUUGAAACUGGAUUUCGUUUGCACAUUUUAUUCCGUUGUUUCAGCAGAGGCAGUAUUGGUUGUAACUCAUCUCUACUAGCAAUAAACGUGCUUGUGCUCGAGGUAUUGUGAAACUUAGA
Molecule: messenger RNA, 1887 nt
Organism: Xiphophorus maculatus (southern platyfish)
Lineage: Eukaryota; Metazoa; Chordata; Actinopteri; Cyprinodontiformes; Poeciliidae
Gene: ctsf
Product: cathepsin F
Exons: 14
Coding region: 129-1544 (471 amino acids)
Cellular component (GO): lysosome
Molecular function (GO): cysteine-type endopeptidase activity; cysteine-type endopeptidase inhibitor activity
Source: RefSeq, a predicted model, not a curated record